This is a messenger RNA of Musca domestica (house fly), 1755 nucleotides long. Its product is annotated as potassium channel subfamily K member 1. Gene Ontology annotation, cellular component: membrane. Gene Ontology annotation, molecular function: potassium ion leak channel activity. NCBI's taxonomy places the organism in Eukaryota, Metazoa, Arthropoda, Insecta, Diptera, Muscidae. Bases 200 to 1525 code for a protein of 441 amino acids. The transcript has 5 exons. Gene Ontology annotation, biological process: stabilization of membrane potential; potassium ion transmembrane transport. The record is from RefSeq and is a predicted model, not a curated record.
CACAUUUUAGUCUGAUCUUGGACAUGGACGGGUGUAUUUAUGACAGUGAAACCACAUUUUAAGAAAGAAUUCAAAAAAAUAUAUAUGCUACACAUAUAUAAAUAAAUUGUUGAUUGUGCAAAAAUAUUGAAACAAAACAAAAAAUAUUUAAACAAAAAAAAAAAAGAAAAAUAAAACAAAUCAAAUACAAAAAAAUAAAAUGCCGCUCAAAGAAGGCUAUGAUAAUUUGGAAGGCUUCGACAAUGGCCAUCCCGCAUCAACGAUAAUAACAAAUGAAACACCAUCGUCCGCCCCAAUUGGUCGUCUAAUUUCCAUGUCUGAUCCUAGUAUUUAUAAAAAAUCCACCUCAUCGUUGCGAACACCACACAAUUGCGUUCGAAAAAAAUCUAAUAUAAGUUUAAAUAACGGUGUCAGUAUCGGUUCGAUAUGUCUGAUACGUUCCACCUAUCAAGAAUCGGAUGACGGUACAACGGCACAUCUCGUGCCCGGUUCAACGAUCGAGUGUUGCCCACCGAAAUAUCGCAAAGAACGUCUUCUGUUUAUGACAUUCGUAUUAUUUUAUAUCGGUUUCUUGGCCCUCGGUGCCGUGCUAUUUCGUCACAUAGAAUAUCCUAUGGAGUUGAAGGAACGUUCAGCCAUUACAGCCCUGCGAAAUAGUUUUUUACAGAAAUAUACACAAGUUAAGGAUGACGAUUUGGAGGAAUUCCUUAAGGCUGUUAUUACGGCCAAUGAUCGCGGCAUUUCGCCGCUGCGCAAUGCCACAAAUGAAAUGAAUUGGAGCUUUGGCCAGGCCUUAUUCUUUUCCAGCACGGUCAUUACGACAAUUGGUUAUGGCCAUGUAACACCACUCAGUCAAACGGGCAAAAUAUUCUGCAUGAUUUAUGCUGCCAUUGGUAUACCACUGACGUUGGUCCUGCUGAGCGCCAUGGUGGAGAAAUUACUAAUACCGGCUAAUUGGCUGUUGGGAAAGCUGAAUUCGAGAUUAGGUCAUUUGUAUCAACCGUUCAAUAUUCGUGUUAUGCACUUGACCAUAAUCGUGAUAAUUGUUAUAAUUUUAUUCUUCGCCAUACCAACUGCUGUUUUCAGUUAUUUGGAACCCACAUGGGGCAUAUUGGAUGCUUUCUACUACUGCUUUAUAUCGUUGACAACAAUUGGCCUAGGAGAUUAUAUACCCGGUGAUGGCGUGUCCAUAGAUAAUCGUUCUUUGUAUAAAAUGUUAAUAACCGCCUAUUUAGUAUUGGGUCUCAUUGCCAUGAUGCUGGUUCUUACAAUCUUUUACGAUAUUCCACAGUUGAACUUGGGUCAACUAUUCACCGAAAGUACACUGGGCGAAACAGAGAAACUACGCUUAUCGGGAAAUAAUACCACGUGCUAUUCGGGACCGUCUGGCCUUUAUAUGCCACAGCGUAAUGAAGAUACAAGACGUGCUGUUGUUCGUAUACGUCCACAUGGCGGCGAUGAUUCACCCAGUCCCGAUGAAAUGCCAUCUUCGUCGUCACAAAGUAGAGAUUUACGCCUGCCAUAAGGUAACGGAAGACAGAACGAUAAGGCGGCAGAAGGCAAAGAAUGAAAACAAAAUGUUAAAGUAUUCGAACUACUGGUCUCAUUACUCUCUAUAUCUAGAUAUCAUUUGAGCAGGAGUGGUGCUGCAUACAUCAAGGCAAUGCCACUGCACAUGCAUAAGUAUGUAGAACAAGAAAAGAUUACAAAAACCCGGGAAAGCACAACAAAAACGUUUCAUGAAGAUCAAUUUAA